AUGACCUAUAAGAAGACGCGUACUGGCUGUCUGCAGUGUAAGGCGAGAAAAUGUGACGAAGCGGUUCCAUGUACAGCCUGCGUUCGCCGUAGCUCGACAUGUAGCCUUUCGGCCCAAGAAAGGUCAUCGCGAAGCAGGACGCGAUCGCCACGAAUCAAGGCUCCGGAUCUGGAACCAGCCACCGACAUCAAUCAUUUUCAACGAAUUGCUCCAUAUCCUACAGUUGGCUUGACUGCGCAUGAUAGAGAGCUGCUAUUUCACUGGCAUCUUGUUGCUCACAAGGCCAUUGUGCAUCAACGAGGAUCAGAAGACCUUUGGCAGCACGAAGUGAUCCACCUCGCACUUGAUCACCCACUUAUCCUGAACCUCGUGCUGGCUAUAUCCUCUUACGAACAAGCGUAUACUGCCCACCGGUCACAAGUCAAGAUGCCGGGAGAUCGAGUACGACGGGAUAUGUACGCCUCUCUGGGACUCAAGUAUUCUCAAGCCGCCGCGGGGAUGAUGAGGCACGCAGUAGCAAAAGCCAAUAUUACUAACGGCCCUGUUUGCCAUCUUGCCUCAGUUCUCAUGAUGAUCAACUCCUAUGCCCAAGGCUCAGUCAAAGAGCUUGUACGGGUAGAAAAUGAGCCUUCUACCAUGCUUAGCGACCUUCUCGUCAUCUGUAGGCUUACGAGAGGUGUCAGGGCUAUUGCGGAAACAUAUGGUGUCAUACGACCAGAUCGUCACGAGCUUAUACUCUUUGUCACUGAGGCCGAGCCACCAGAUCAUGGGCCUCUCGAUGACGUUCUCAGCAUGCUUAAUUCUCUGGCAUUUCUUGACCAAGAAGAUGAUCCGUACACUAAGAGAAUUUGUCAAGACGCCUUAGAUCUGAUGAAGUGGCUGGUCAAAAAGGCGCAGACAUCCGAGUGGUGCCCGGCACAUCGAGCAUCGUUACAGUGGAUUUGCUUAGUUGAAAAGGAAUUUAUGAGGCUUGUCGAAGGUCAUAGGCCUGCGGCUCUUGUGCUAUUCUCAUAUGGUUGCUUCUUGGAUAAGAGUUAUGUUCAUAAUACCUUUGUGAUGAGAGGAUGGAAAGAUGGUGUUUGUUCUGAGAUUCGAGAUAUUGUUGGUUCGGAAUGGGCAAAGGCUGUUCUGUUGUAA
Molecule: messenger RNA, 1137 nt
Organism: Fusarium fujikuroi IMI 58289
Lineage: Eukaryota; Fungi; Ascomycota; Sordariomycetes; Hypocreales; Nectriaceae
Exons: 2
Coding region: 1-1137 (378 amino acids)
Biological process (GO): regulation of transcription by RNA polymerase II
Molecular function (GO): DNA-binding transcription activator activity, RNA polymerase II-specific; zinc ion binding
Source: RefSeq, a predicted model, not a curated record